Molecule: messenger RNA, 1923 nt
Organism: Megalops cyprinoides (Indo-Pacific tarpon)
Lineage: Eukaryota; Metazoa; Chordata; Actinopteri; Elopiformes; Megalopidae
Gene: foxn3
Product: forkhead box N3
Exons: 7
Coding region: 453-1886 (477 amino acids)
Biological process (GO): regulation of DNA-templated transcription
Cellular component (GO): nucleus
Molecular function (GO): cis-regulatory region sequence-specific DNA binding; DNA-binding transcription factor activity
Source: RefSeq, a predicted model, not a curated record
GCGAGGACAGCUGGUAUUUGGGCUCUCAAACAGACCGGAGCACUUCAUUAUCCUCGUCCCUUUACUUUUUUCGUGUACACCCUCCUUGCCUCAUCCCGUUACUGCUGCUCUCUGAUGACGCCCUGCCCACAGCUUCCCCCCUCUGGUCAUGUGUGCAGUUUUCAUUUGCUGUGGAGCAGUUUAUUUUUUUCUCCAGCCAGAACAGACCAAAAACACAUACUCAGACACGGAGGAUCGGGGACAGUGGAAGCGCCUGGAGAAUUUGUUAUGUGGCGAGGUUGUCUGCUGAUGCCUGGUGACCUCUUCCCCUUCCCGGUUUCGUUCUGUAAAUGUGACUCGGGCGAAAGAAUGCAAUGGAAGAUUUUGAAGGAAUUUGUGCAGGAGCGUUGAUCCCAGCGAUACUUCUGCGUGUAGCCUAAUCCUACACAUGCCCAGCAGGUGUCUUGGUCUAAAUGGGUCCCGUCAUGCCUCCCAGUAAGAAACCGGAAGGGUCCGGUAUCAGCGUAACCAGUGGCCUGAGCCAGUUCUACCAGGCCAGCCCCCUCACCAAGGCCAUGCAGGACGAGGAGGAGAUGGACCUCAAACCACCCACCAUCAAGCUGGAGAAGGGCAACCUGGAGGACGAAGAGCUCACCAACCUGAACUGGCUCCACGAGAGUAAGAACCUGCUCAACAGUUUUGGGGACUCGAUGCUGCGGAGCGUGAGUCCCGUCCAGGAGCUGGACGACGACACCCCCCCCUCACCCGCCCAGUCCGACCUGCCCUAUGACGCCAAGCAAAACCCAAACUGCAAGCCCCCCUACUCCUUCAGCUGCCUCAUCUUCAUGGCCAUCGAGGACUCGCCUUCCAAGAGACUUCCCGUUAAGGAUAUAUACAACUGGAUUCUCGAACAUUUCCCCUACUUUGCCAAUGCUCCCACAGGGUGGAAAAACUCGGUCCGGCACAACCUGUCCCUCAAUAAGUGUUUUAAGAAAGUGGACAAAGACAGGAGUCAGAGUAUUGGGAAGGGUUCCUUGUGGUGCAUAGACCCAGAAUACAGACAGAAUCUAAUUCAAGCAUUGAAGAAGACACCUUAUCAUCCUUACUCCCAGGUGUUUACCACACCCCCUGCUUCUCCUCAGGCAUAUCAAAGCUUGUCCAGCCCUCCUCUUUGGCCAGGGGGUCCCUUCUUCAGAAAAAACGGAGGAGUCCUUUUACAAGAUCCUGAAAUUGAUGCUGCUGCAACCAUGAUGCUUUUGAAUUCGCCUGACCUCCCAACUUUUCUCCCUCAGGGAGUGAUCCAGAAUGGUGCCAGGAUGAUGGGGCAGAGCAUGUUCCCAGGAAUCAGACCCCUUCCCAUCAACCCUAUCGGGAGCAGGACGGCCACAGUGAGGUCAGUCCUGGGUGGGUACAGAAUGCGCAGCGACAGUGAGCCCUCCUGCGACUCCCCGCUGGUCAGCAGCGACCCCAAGGAGGAUCACAACUACAGCAGCGCCAAAUCUUCCAGCCUCCGCGGCGGGGGCGCCUCACCCAGCUCCGCCCCAGGGGAAGAGGCGCCCCGAGAGGGCAGCGAGGCCAGCUUCCACUACAACGACACCAACAGCGACACGGAGGACGAUGACAAGGGCAAGAUCAAGAAGGAGCCCAAGGACUUGGCCCUGGACGCCGUCUCCCUGGCCCAGCACAAGAAACGGCAACAUUUGACAAAAGCCAAACAGAAAGUGUCCAGCGAUACGCUGCCCCUAAAAAAACGGCGCACGGAGAAGCCUCCCGAAAGCGACGACGAGGAGAUGAAGGAGGCGGCCGGGUCCCUCCUGCACCUGGCAGGGGUGCGGGCCUGUUUAAACAAUAUCACCAAUCGGACGGCAAAGGGGCAGAAAGAGCAAAAAGAUUCUAUGAAAAACUAAGACUGAAUAAAGAAAAAAAACAUCACUUUUAAUAGAA